Molecule: messenger RNA, 1308 nt
Organism: Neogale vison (American mink)
Lineage: Eukaryota; Metazoa; Chordata; Mammalia; Carnivora; Mustelidae
Gene: TBXT
Product: T-box transcription factor T
Exons: 8
Coding region: 1-1308 (435 amino acids)
Biological process (GO): regulation of transcription by RNA polymerase II; mesoderm formation; somitogenesis
Cellular component (GO): nucleus
Molecular function (GO): DNA-binding transcription factor activity, RNA polymerase II-specific; RNA polymerase II cis-regulatory region sequence-specific DNA binding
Source: RefSeq, a predicted model, not a curated record
AUGAGCUCCCCGGGCGCCGAGAGCGCGGGGAAGAGCCUGCAGUACCGCGUGGACCACCUGCUGAGCGCCGUGGAGAGCGAGCUGCAGGCGGGCAGCGAGAAGGGCGACCCCACGGAGCGCGAGCUGCGCGUGGGGCUGGAGGAGAGCGAGCUGUGGCUGCGCUUCAAGGAGCUCACCAACGAGAUGAUCGUGACCAAGAACGGCAGGAGGAUGUUCCCGGUGCUGAAGGUGAAUGUGUCUGGCCUGGACCCCAACGCCAUGUACUCCUUCUUGCUGGACUUCGUGGCUGCUGACAACCACCGCUGGAAGUACGUGAACGGAGAGUGGGUCCCCGGGGGCAAGCCCGAGCCCCAGGCGCCCAGCUGCGUCUAUAUCCACCCCGACUCGCCCAACUUCGGGGCCCACUGGAUGAAGGCGCCCGUCUCCUUCAGCAAAGUCAAGCUCACCAACAAACUCAACGGAGGGGGUCAGAUCAUGUUGAACUCCUUACACAAGUACGAGCCCCGGAUCCACAUAGUGAGGGUAGGGGGCGCACAGCGGAUGAUCACCAGCCACUGCUUCCCUGAGACCCAGUUCAUCGCUGUGACCGCUUACCAGAACGAGGAGAUCACGGCUCUUAAAAUUAAAUACAAUCCGUUUGCAAAAGCUUUCCUUGAUGCAAAGGAAAGAAGUGAUCACAAAGAUCUGAUGGAGGAACCUGGAGACAGCCAGCAGUCCGGGUCCCAAUCAGGGGGGUGGCUCAUCCCUGGAACCAGCAGCCUGUGCCCACCUGCCGCCCCUCACCCUCAGUUCGGAGGGCCCCUCUCUCUUCCCUCCACGCACGGCUGUGAAAGGUACCCCGCCCUAAGGAACCACCGGCCAACCCCCUACCCCAGCCCUUACGCACACCGGAACAAUUCUCCAACCUAUUCUGACAAUCCGUCGGCGUGUUUGUCCAUGCUCCAAUCCCACGAGAGCUGGCCCAGCCUUGGGACCCCCGCCCACACCAGCAUGCUCCCCAUGAGCCACGGCGCCGGCGCACCCACCAGCUCCAGCCAGUACCCCAGCCUGUGGUCCGUGAGCAACGGCGCCAUCACGCCCGGGGCCCCGACGGCGGCGAUGGCCAACGGGCUCGGCGCGCAGUUCUUCCGGGGCUCGCCUGCGCAUGCUGCGCCUCUCACCCACCCGGGGCAGGCCUCCUCCUCGUCGGGAUCCCCGCUGUACGAAGGGGCCCCCACGGCCACAGACAUUCCCGACAGCCAGUACGACGCGGCGGCGCAGGCCCGCCUCCUAGCCUCGUGGACGCCGGUGUCACCACCUUCCAUGUGA